This is a messenger RNA of Carlito syrichta (Philippine tarsier), 2683 nucleotides long. RefSeq names its product tetratricopeptide repeat domain 31 (gene TTC31). Bases 1 to 1587 code for a protein of 528 amino acids. The record is from RefSeq and is a predicted model, not a curated record. Lineage: Eukaryota; Metazoa; Chordata; Mammalia; Primates; Tarsiidae. The transcript is spliced from 13 exons. Gene Ontology annotation, molecular function: protein binding.
AUGGCGCCGGUUCCGAAGACCGUGGGACGGAUAAAGCUAGACUGCCCUCUGCAGUCCAGCUCCCCGCUGGAGGUCACUGCUGUCCCCAGACUCUGCAAGGAAUUCUAUCCUGAGGACUACGGCGAAGAGGACAUAGUGGAUUUUCUUCGACGGCUUGUGGAGAGUGAUCCCCAGGGCCUGCACCGGAUCCAUGUGGAUGGGAGCAGCGGGCGGCUGCAGCUGUGGCACCAUGAUGACCUCCUAGACCAUUCCAGUGAUGAGGGGGGAACGACUGAACAGAGCAGCAGGGGCAAGGGGGCUGAGGGACUGGGCACCUACUGUGGCCUCCGCAAGUCCUUCUUAUACCCAGCCCAUGGAUCUGAGCCCAGCCCUCAAAACCUCUCUGCCUCUGCAGCCUCUUCCGGUGUCUCAGACAGCCUGCUCCAACUGGCCAUGCCCCAGAAGCUCCAGGUGACAGAAGAGGAAGCCAACCGCCUGGCUGAGGAGCUGGUGGCUGAGGAGGAGCGCAUGAAAAAGAAAGCAGAGAAGAAACGACUCAAGAAGAAGCGUCAAAAGGAACGAAAGCGACAGGAGCGUUUGGAGCAGGGCUGUGGGGACCCCAGGGCCAAAGCUACCCCCGAUGGAGAUGAGAGCCCCCCAUCCAGCCCUGGGAACUCAAUUCAGGCACAGUGUGGUGAAGAAGAGGACUCACUGGAUCUAUCUAGCACUUUUGUGUCUCUGGCUCUGCGCAAGGUUGGGGAUUGGCCCUCCAGUGCCCACAGAGAGAAGGGACUGAGCCAGGAGCUGGAAGGUAGGGGCUCAGCACCCCAGAAGAAGACAGACCCAGAGGAAGGGAGCUCUCCAAGGGAGGAAAGACUCAAGCAGUGUCCUAAGGCAGAGACAUCUCCGGGACAGCUGGCAGCUGCCUUACAGCAGAGCCAGGAGCUGGCAGAGUUGGGUACCAGUUUUGCUCGAAAUGGUUUCUACCAUGAGGCUGUGAUCCUCCUCACCCAGGCCUUGAAGCUUAACCCCCAGGACCACCGGUUGUUUGGAAAUCGCUCCUUCUGCCAUGAGCGGCUGGGUCAGCCAGUGCAAGCCCUGGCCGAUGCCCAAGUGGCACUUACCCUACAGCCCGGUUGGCCCCGAGGCCUCUUCCGCCUGGGCAAAGCCUUGAUGGGACUCCAGCGCUUCAGGGAGGCAGCCGCUGUGUUUCAGGAGACUCUGAGAGGUGGGACCCAGCCUGAUGCAGCCUGGGAGCUCCACUGUUGCCUUCUCCAGCUCACUCUGCAGGAUCAGCAAGGAGGAAUCCAUGCGGCACCUCGGACCACUGGAGCCCCCCGGCUGUUUCCCCAUGCUGAGCUGAGAACCUCAGGCCUACUCUCCCUUAGUUACCCUCGAAGCACUGCCCCAAGGGCCCCUGGCCUUCUGUCUCCACAUGCACAUUAUUCCCCGCGUCACUGGAGCCAGCCCACCUGGCACCUCCCCCAGGCUCAGAAUAGAAGACCCCACCUUCCCCAUCUCCAGGAGCUUUCAAAGGACUGGGACAUCCUGGGACUUGGGACCCAGUAUCUACCUCAGGCUGGACAAGGAAGGACUGAUCCUUCAUAGGGCAAGGCCAUGUGUAUCCCCCACAGGGAUGGGGACAUUGUGUGGUGACAGGCCAUUGCAUAUCUUGAGACCUUAUUCUCUCGAUCCAUAGUUAAGGACACCCCUGGCACGGGAAAACUUCUGAUGAGAGAAAGGAGCCCCAUGUCCACUGAAACAUCUUUACUUUGGUUCUCAAGCAGAUGGCUUCUUCUGGGGAUGGUAAAGAAAAAUAAAACCCACCAAGAAGGCAGUUGUAUAAAAGCAGGGUAGGGCUGGCUCUGCUUCUCGGCCCUGGGGCUGCCUUCAUCAGCUAAAGCUCCCUGCUCUGGACCGGGGUCACAGUGACGAUGAGGUGGGAGUCUUGCCUCUCAGCUUGAUGGAUGCUCACCUCUUCCUAACCACAGCUCCUGCCGUUUUUUCCAGCCACAGCCCCAUUUGCUCCCAGUCCCUCAUGCCCUGUUUCCUGUCCACAUUGCUAUGCAUACUCUGGCCUCCCCUUUGUCCAGCAGUCUGAUGCUCACCUCUUCUCACUGCUAGAAGAUUCACCAAGGGUUUGCAUUCGGGAAAUCCCUUACCAGCACCUGCGUGGAGCUGGCAGGGCCCUAUAUCUCCAUACUCCCAACUGCUGGCUCUCCUGCUGAAUGGGCCUUGUCAGAUGCCUGGCUUGCAGCUACCUUGGCCACUCUCUUUCUCCACCCAGAAUGGGGGAUUACCAUUAACCUUCCCCGUGUGAGCUUACUUGGUUUUUCCACCAGGGUCACUGUCCCAAAGAAGACUAUAAUUCUCUACUUCCUGUGUAAGAAUCAUGAUCUUUUGGUUUCUCUUCUGCGUUCCUGGCAGCUUCUCCUGGCUUGUUCCUCCCUAGUCCUGCCUGGGACUUUCUGCUCAUUUAAGUGUGGAUCUGCAGGGGACAUUUUAGUCCCCCUACUCCCCAGUACCUUUCACAGAGGAACCAUUCAUUAGGUUAAACGAUUAUUACUGCCCAUGGGUCUUGCUCAAUACUGUCAUACCUGGAGAUAGGAGGUGUUGAAACAUCUCUUUUACAUAGGACUUUCCCAAUUUAUUUUUUAUUUUUUAAAAGACAGGGUCUCACUAUUUUACCCAGGCUAGUCUCAAA